Molecule: messenger RNA, 342 nt
Organism: Leptonychotes weddellii (Weddell seal)
Lineage: Eukaryota; Metazoa; Chordata; Mammalia; Carnivora; Phocidae
Source: RefSeq, a predicted model, not a curated record
GAGACGAUCCAGGGCCUGCGAGCGAGUCUCACCUGUGCCAUAGAAACCCUGUGUGACGUGGACUCCUCCGUGGCCGUGUCCUCCGGCGGGAAGCUCUUCCUGCGCUUCAUCAGCCUGACUUCCCUGGAAUACUCUGAUUACUCUAAAUGUAAAAAGAUCAUGAUUGAGCGGGGAGAACUUUUUCUCAGGAGAACAUCCCAAUCGAGAAAUAAAAUUGCAGAUCUGUGCCAUACUUUCAUCAAAGAUGGGGCGAAAAUAUUAACUCACGCCUACUCCAGAGUGGUCCUGAGAGUUUUGGAGGCAGCAGUGGUGGCCAAGAAGCGUUUCAGUGUGUACAUCACA